AUGGCUACCAUUACAGUAGAGCCCACCGCAGCUCAAGCUCCCGUUGUAGACCUUGAACAAUACGACUUUAAAAAUCUCACAUCUUACACACACCCACCAGAAACCAAAGCCGAUUUGCCGUGGGCUGAACUGGUCACUCUCGAUCUCGAAGAGUAUCAUCGAUCAGGAGGCAAAGAACGCCUCGCCAAACAACUCGAACAUGCCGUCCACCACGUCGGAUUCUUCUACGUCAAGAACUUUGAAAAAGAGAAAUACGAGGUCAACUAUGGUGCAGCGGACUACAAUGGCUGGCGCAGACCAGGACGAUAUAUGGCCGCCAAUAAUGCACGGGACAAUAUCGAAAUAUAUAAUUUUGCCAAAUUCACCAAGGAUUUUGAAGGCAAAUAUAACCAUCCGGAUCUAAUCAAGGCUCAUUUACCGGAGAUUGAGACGUUCCAUCGCGCCUUGCAUGCCAAUGUGGUACUGCCGUUGUUGCGACUCUUUGCCAUUAUCUUAGAAUUGCCCGAUGAAGAUUACCUCGUCAAGCAGCACACCUACGAAGAAAAAAGCGAAGACCAUUUCCGAUACAUGCUAUACUAUCCUCGCUCAGAAGAAGAAUGGGAAGCGAACAAUUACGGCAAGGGCGGCGGCCACACUGAUCUCGGUACAGUCACCUUACUAUUCCGUCAACCCGUUGCCGGGCUACAGAUCUUGGGUGAGGAUAACAAUUGGACUUAUGUCUCUGCUCAACCGGGCACUAUCACCGUCAACCUCGCAGAUACCAUCUCUCAUUUGACCGGCGGUUGGUUGAAGAGUUCUGUGCACCGGGUGGUUGCGCCACCCGAGGAUCAACGACAAUACAAGCGGACGGGGUUGCUUUAUUUUGCUCGCCCACAUAAUAAAACAGUGUUGGAGCCAAUUACGGAUUCUCCCGUGUUGCAAAAAGCCGGCGUGAAGCCUCGCUUCGAGAAGUUGGUUACUAUGGAAGAGUGGGUGAGGGCUAAACAGACUCUGCAGCUCAAUCCGGAGAUUGCGAAGAAACGGUGGAAGGAGAAGGGAGAUGGGACUGUGGAAGUUCUUGCAGGGUUUCACGAUAGGAAGUACAAGGAGUAA
This is a messenger RNA of Talaromyces marneffei, 1092 nucleotides long. RefSeq lists its product as uncharacterized. Gene Ontology annotation, molecular function: dioxygenase activity. Bases 1 to 1092 code for a protein of 363 amino acids. Lineage: Eukaryota; Fungi; Ascomycota; Eurotiomycetes; Eurotiales; Trichocomaceae. The record is from RefSeq and is a predicted model, not a curated record. The transcript is spliced from 2 exons.